Molecule: messenger RNA, 1579 nt
Organism: Aureococcus anophagefferens
Lineage: Eukaryota; Pelagophyceae; Pelagomonadales; Pelagomonadaceae
Product: expressed protein
Exons: 1
Source: RefSeq, a predicted model, not a curated record
AUGGACGACCCGGGUGCGCUGGCGGCCAUGGGCCUGAAGCUGCGCGCGAAGAAGGUCGUCGAGAAGCUGAAGCGGAGCGCGGCGACCUACGGCGACGACUUCGGCGCGUACCCGCGGCCGCCGUGGGCGGACCGCGACGACCCCGUGCUGUCGCUCGACGGCACCGACGGCAACGGCCACGGCGCGCACGAGGCCUACCGCAACGACCACGUCGAGUUCGUGGACCCCAUGUCGCCGGGCGCGUCGCGGCGACAGAUCCGGGGCACGCCCGAGUCGGAGCAGCGCGCCGCGUUCCAGAAGGCCGCCGCCGCGGCGUCGCGGCCCCUCGAGGCCGCGAUCGACGACGACGACGUCGACGCGAAGAUGUUCCACCUCGACCGGUUGCUGGGCGCGGUCCUCUCCGUGGCCAAGGUCGAGAUGGGCGUCGACCGCUGCUGCUUCUACAAAUACUCCGGCAGCGACCUCAUCUACGCGUGGGACGCGGCGUCGCGGCGCGACGUCGUCGGCGACGCGGCCAUCGACGACGGGGACCGCGCGUCGGCCUGGUCCGAGUCCAUCGUGCGCGAGGCGGCUUCCGACUGGGAGACGAUCCGCGUCGACGACAUCUACGACUCCGACGAGUGCCCGCCGCCCUUGGCGGACGAUUUGGCGACGGGCUACCGCACGAAGACGAUCCUCGCCGUCCCCGUCGCCGUGGACCGCGUGGCGUCGACGGGGUUGGCCUGCGACGACGAGCCCUGGACGAAGCUGGGGGUGCUGCUCUUCACGAACAAGUUCUUCAACCACAGCAAGGAGGACGGCGAGGGCGAGGUGCUCCACGUCGCGGGCCGCGCGAGCGACCAGGGCGAGCGGCGCACGACGCGCAUCGUCGAGGUCGGCGCCUUCAACGACUUCGACUGCGCGCGGGCCCGGGGCCUGGUGGACGCAAUCGCGAAGUAGACGGUACGCGCCAUCGCGGCGAAGCUUAAAACGCUUCAGCGCAGCGCCGAAGCUCGUCUCAUCGAUCUGAUCGCAGCGUCGAAGCCCCCCACCCCUUUCUGCCGCGUGCUCUUGAUCAAAUCGAAUCAGGAGCAGGACGAAGAGUACGAGGGCUACGACAUGCGCGUAAGCGCUGAAUUCACCGCCGGCCCUCAAGCGGCUAGGUUUUCAAUCUCGUUUUACUGCAAGGAUGUCGGACGCGUUGCUUUUCGACUUCAAGGCCAUUUAACAAUCGCGGUCGAGAGCGAUCUCUUCACGUAUAAACAAGACGAACACGGAGAUGAAAGUAUUUCUGACUUCGAUGAUGAUGCCAUCGAGUCGUUUCUUCGGGACGCCGGGCUCUCCGAAGCUUUGCCUCAGCGGUGCCCUGGCACGUCGUGGAACGACGCCGACAACUUGUCCGACGAGGAACGGAGGCGCUGGGUGUACGGCGACGUCAUCUACGAUGCCGUCGGGCUCGUCCAGGAAAAACACGGGUUUCGAGAAAUCUACCCCCCCUGUCACGGGUUCAGAGGCUGCGGAAUGAGCUUACUCGGGAUGGACAAGCAGGACAUCUACUGGUGGCUGGGCCUCGAGUACUGAGGGCCGCGUAGAAAUGCCA